Molecule: messenger RNA, 957 nt
Organism: Choloepus didactylus (southern two-toed sloth)
Lineage: Eukaryota; Metazoa; Chordata; Mammalia; Pilosa; Megalonychidae
Product: olfactory receptor 1030-like
Exons: 1
Coding region: 19-957 (312 amino acids)
Biological process (GO): G protein-coupled receptor signaling pathway; sensory perception of smell
Cellular component (GO): membrane
Molecular function (GO): olfactory receptor activity; G protein-coupled receptor activity; odorant binding
Source: RefSeq, a predicted model, not a curated record
AGAAGCAAAGAAAAUACAAUGUUAAAGAAAAACUACACACCUGUGACUGAGUUUAUUCUCCUGGGACUGACAGAUCGAGCUGAAUUGCAACCUGUCCUUUUUGUGGUAUUCCUACUGAUCUAUCUUAUCACAGUAAUAGGCAAUGUGACCAUGAUUUUGUUAAUCAGAAGUGACUCAAAACUUGACACUCCAAUGUAUUUCUUCCUCAGUCACCUCUCCUUGGUAGAUGUCUGUUAUUCCACUACUGUCACUCCUCAGAUGCUAGUUAAUUUCUUAUCCAAGAGAAAAACCAUUUCCUUCACUGGUUGUUUGAUGCAAUUCCACUUUUUUAUUUUCCUGGUGAUCACUGACUAUUAUAUCCUUGCAGUAAUGGCUUAUGACCGCUACAUGGCCAUCUGUAAGCCUUUGUCAUAUGGGAGUAAAAUGUCCAGACGUACCUGCUUCUCUCUGGUUGCUGCUCCCUAUAUUUAUGGCUUUGCCAAUGGUCUGGCACAGACCAUCCUGAUGCUUCGUCUGUCCUUCUGUGGACCCAAUGAGAUCAACCACUUUUACUGUGCGGACCCACCUCUCAUAGUCCUUGCCUGCUCAGAUACCUAUGCCAAAGAAACUGCCAUGUUUGUGGGGGCUGGUUUCAACCUUGCUUGUUCUCUUACCAUCAUCCUCAUCUCUUAUAUUUUCAUCUUCACAGCCAUCCUGAGCAUCCACUCAGUUGAUGGUAGGUGCAAAGCCUUCUCCACCUGUGGAUCCCAUCUGAUGUCUGUCACCAUCUUUUAUGGAACUCUGUUCUGCAUGCAUUUGAGUCCCCCUUCUGAGACAUCUGUAGAAGAGGGCAAAAUUGUAGCUGUUUUUUAUAUCUUUGUGAGUCCUAUGUUAAAUCCUUUUAUCUAUAGCCUGAGGAACAAAGAUGUUAAAAGAGUAAUAAGGGAACUUAUUCAAAAGAAAUUAUUUGCAAAAUAA